This is a messenger RNA of Ananas comosus (pineapple), 1592 nucleotides long. RefSeq names its product BAG family molecular chaperone regulator 8, chloroplastic. The record is from RefSeq and is a predicted model, not a curated record. Gene Ontology annotation, molecular function: protein-folding chaperone binding. Gene Ontology annotation, biological process: protein folding. The transcript has 2 exons. Gene Ontology annotation, cellular component: plasmodesma. Lineage: Eukaryota; Viridiplantae; Streptophyta; Magnoliopsida; Poales; Bromeliaceae. Bases 133 to 1326 code for a protein of 397 amino acids.
CCCGGUCCCGGGAAGAAAAGCCCUUUACCUUUCCUACACCCUAAAUUUGACCACACUUCUCUCUCUCUCUCUCUCUCUCUCUCUCUGUACUUUUCACUCUCCCCUCUCCAUUGCACCCCAAUCAAUCCCAAAAUGUCCUCUCCUCGCCCCCAUCACCAUCCCCACCACCACCACCACUGCAACUCCCACCACUACUAUUCUCCUUCUUGCUGCUGCUGCUCCUCCUCCUCCUACUACUCUUCUGCUGCUUCGUGCUGCUGCGGCUGCUGCAACUCCUCUUCUCCUCCACCAUCACUACCGCCUCCUCCCUCCAACGCCACCGCCGCCGCAGAUCCCCUUCUCCAUGCCCUAGCCGACCACCUCCUCCUAAUCCUCCAAUCCCCCAAACCCUCUUCCCCUCCUCCCCCUCCUCUCUACUCCUAUCCCCAUCUCAAACCCUACCCAUCUCCCCAAACCCAUCAACCCCCACCUCACGAUCACCACCAUCAGCAGCAGCUCCUCCACUCCCUCCACCGCCGCAUCUCCGCCCUCGAAUCCUCUCUCCCCAGCCUCUCCCCUCCUCCCCAUCCCCCUCCCCUUCACGCCCAUUCCAAGCGAUCGCCGUCGCCAAAGAAGCACCUUUUCUCUCCUCCGCCGCCGCCUCCGCCGCAAACGCUCCAGGAUUUGGCGGCGCGGACCAUCCAAACCCACUUCCGCCUCUUCCUCGUGCGGCGAUCCCAAACCCUCCGCCACCUCAAACGCCUCGCCUCCAUCAAAUCCCAUGUCGCCGCCCUCAGAUCCUCCCUCUCCGACAAGACCCACCUCCACCCGGGAGCCCUCUCCGAAUCCGCCAUGGCUCUCCUCCUCGAGCUCGACGCCAUACAGGGCGGAGAUCCGAUGCUUCGUGAAGGGAAGAGAUCGAUAAGCCGGGAACUUACCCGCAUGUUGGACUUCGUCGACAAGGUGUUGGUGAAGGAGAAGGAGCUCAUGGAGAUCCCAGAGAACGCCUACAGAGUGAUCCCACCCACAAGGACGGGGAAAAAGGUGAGCUUUCUCGAGAACGAGAAGGGGAAGAGAUCUCCGGUUUCUAGUGCUUCCCAUGAACCAUUUUCGGAAAAAAGAGAUCUUUUACAGAGAUUGAGGAGAGAUCCUGGAGAGAAUGGGAUUCAUGGAUCUCAUCAUCAGCUCAAUGGUGAAGAAGAAGAAGAAGAAGAAGAGGAAGAAGAAGAAGAAGAAGAAGAAGAGAAGAGCUCAGAGAGCAAUUCAGAGAGCCCGAAAGCGAAGUUGGGGCUCUCCGCGCCAUUGCCGGUGCAAAUGGAGCCCAGGAGAUUGACUGCUUCGAGGUGACGGUGCUGAUUUUAGUGCCCAAAUUUGAUCUAUAUCGAGCAAUGAGCAAAGAAUUUUAAUUUUUCCUACGAAUCUUGUUUAGCGGUGAACUGUAUUUUUAAGUAGAAAAUCCUUUUGCUGCUGCUGCUGCUGCUGCUGCUUCUGCUGCUGCUGCUUCUGCUAUCAUUUUUUGUGCUUGCCUGUGUUUGCUAAGUAAGUGCUUUUGAGUGCGCAAGACUGCUGUUCCAUUAUUUAUGAAAGAUCUGCUGUCUUUGUUUUUUGAUCGA